Carcharodon carcharias (great white shark) is the source of this 4812-nucleotide messenger RNA. Its product is annotated as anosmin-1-like. The record is from RefSeq and is a predicted model, not a curated record. Gene Ontology annotation, molecular function: peptidase inhibitor activity; protein binding. The transcript is spliced from 14 exons. NCBI's taxonomy places the organism in Eukaryota, Metazoa, Chordata, Chondrichthyes, Lamniformes, Lamnidae. Gene Ontology annotation, biological process: neuron differentiation. Gene Ontology annotation, cellular component: cell surface; extracellular region. Bases 1 to 1956 code for a protein of 651 amino acids.
AUGCCGAGCGGGCUUUGGAUGCUGCUCCCCGGGUUGCUGUGCUCCGUGCUGCCGGUGGGCAGCGGUCGCCGGCCGGGGAGCGGAGCGGCGGCACCGAGCGUCUCGCGGGCCAGGUGCACCUCGCGCUGCCUCGCGCUGCACAUCGCACACCUGAGCACGAGCUUCAGGAGCCUGCAGAAUGAGGAGAUUCUAACUUGGUGCGAGGGUCAUAGGAGGUGUGCUCAGUGCCUACAGCCUUGCAGACAGUUGUGGGACACCAAUAAAAACCAGUGCCAGCGACAGUGUGAGAAGCACCAUGAAUGUUUGACUAGCUGUGAGUUUCUGAAAUCCAUUCAGAUGGUGAAGCAAGGUGACUGCCCAGCACCACAGAAAGCCUGGGGCUUUGCAGCAGCCUGUGUCCAGAGCUGCAACUCAGAUACAGAGUGCCCAAGUACUCGAAAAUGUUGUUCUAAUGGCUGUGGCCAGACCUGCCAAGCACCAGCAAAUAUGUUCAAAGGUGUCCCAUUGAAGCCCAGGAAGGAAUUGAGUUUCACAGAAGACAAAAAUGGGAACCUAGCAGUUGCAUGGAUGUCGAAGUUUAAUAUUUCUAUGGAACCAGUUUUUUAUAUAUUGCAGAGAAGAUGGAACUCUGGAAUGUAUCCAAGUGAAGAUGAUGCUAGCAAGUGGGAGACAAUUGCUUAUACAAUAGAGGAGCAUGUUGAUCUGAAAAAUAUGAGACCAAACAUAUGGUACCAGUUCAGAGUAGCUGCAGUCAACAUCCAUGGAACUCGAGGUUUCACCACCCCCAGUAAACACUUCCACUCAUCCCGAGAUCCUUCGCCACCAGGUGCACCUAGAAAUUUGCAGAAAGGCAAUUUCACUGCAAGCCACAACGGUGUUUUCAGUCUUAUAAUUCACUGGGAUCCACCCCAAGAGGAAGAUCUCUUCAUUCACCAUUACAGAAUUUACUGGAGUCAGUGGGUUUCCAGGAAAACUGUUUUUCUCACAAAGAAAGAAAACUGGAAGAUAAUUGAAGGAGGAAAGGAUGAAGUUGAGAUUGAAAGUCUACAGCCAAACACAGAAUAUCUGGUACAAAUGCAGGCAGUGGCCAACUGGGGGCAAAAGCGCUUAAAGAGCAGCAAAGCUUUGUUUUUUUUUAAUACCCCUUCCACAGACAUCCAGUCAAAUCAUGCUAGCACUACAGAUGAGGUGUCCAAUGAACUUCCAUCUAUUGAUGAGAUGUUUGACAUUCGAAGUCUGGAGGCAGCAGUCCCCUAUAUCCAUGGCAACCAGCUGCAAGUUAAAGUACACUGGAAAAAAUCAGAAGAAGAAAGCCUCAAGGAUCACAAUACCUACUUGUUAACAUGGGUACCCGAAUCCUGUGCCAAGAACAAUUCACAAAUACAGCGACAUGCAACUGUCAAGGGCACUCACUUCGUUAUCACUGGCCUCUCAUUUGCUUGUGAAUAUAAGGUGACUGUGCAACCCAUCGUUCUCCAGGGUCAGGCAAGGCAGGCUGUGACCUAUGUAACAACUCCUCAUUGCAGCAGUUCAAUUAAACUCAAAGUGCUGAAAAACCUACUUUGUGCAAGAAAUGGGCUUCGCCAGAUGUCCAGUCAAGCUUCUGGAAAGGUCAUAGUGAAAGCAGAGAAACUAACUGCUGCUUUUGUUGCUGAAAAUGGCUCUGUCACUGGAGAGUUCCAUUGGCAGGUUUCACAGAACCAACCUCAUCAGUUAGUCACUGGGUACCAAUUCAACUGGACGGAAAUAUCCACUGUUAACAGACCUGUUGUCAUGCCAAACAUGGUCAUUUCCCGAAGUCAAGUACUGCCACCAGAUCAGCCUUUUAUGACAAUCUUUAAUCUUCAGCCUUUGACAACUUAUCAGAUUCAAGUUCACGUCCUGUCUAUAACUGGCAAAGGCCCAGCAACCGUUAAAACAUUUCAAACACCACAGGUUUACACUACAGUCUCGUAAAGGUGCUAACCAAGACAGUCAAAUCUGGCGUCAAGAAGCUCACAACAGGGAUGGAAUUUAAACAAAACUCAGAUUCAUCAUCGCAGUGACCAAAACUGUUUUUUAUUCUAACAACAGAGUUAUUUAUAAGACUAUCCGGACUAUUCUGGAUUUUGCGCUUCUGCUAGUUUCAUAUGUCAUGUUUAUUGAGAUUUAUAAUUUUUUCAUUUCACUAGUUCUUCAAGGUAUAUUUGGCAUUCGCAGUUAAACGUCCUGGCACAAGUGUCUCAGAAAAUUCUGGAUUGUUAUAAUUGAGGAAACAAACUUUUGGCAAUCUCUCACUAAUUUAAUGAUUGUUGAGUGAAUAAGGACGACAUGUCUGAUAUUUCCCUCGACAUCGCAAAGCAAUCUCAUGACACAAAUCAAGCAGAGAACUACUAAUUACAGCCUAAGGUGAAACACAGUAGAAUAUGAUUCAUGGAAAUGUGCAUCAUUAAAUAAGUGAGUGAAAAUUAAUAACUGUCCAACCCGAAGGUAAAGACAAUGCCAAAGACAACUCGUUGUGGUUUCAGGAAAGCUGACUUAAUGGAUGUAGCCUACAAGUGCUGAGAAUACAUAUUACUUCACUGUGAGAAUCCCAUGGUUGGUUCUCCUCUUUAAAAAAAAGUUUAUCACCUUCACUUCCGAUAACUGUAAUAGUUGUCACAAGGCUGUUCUUUGCACUGCAUCGGACUCUCCAGCCCUCGAGAAAUGAAACCAAGUAAUUAACUGCAGGAAGGCAGGGAGAAUAUUAUAUUGUACACUGACUAGAUGAAGUUUGCAUGUGACAUUUCCAUCACCACAGCAAAACUGAAGUCAUAAUAUUCUGCUGGUAGUAGGUUAUCUUUGUAAGUGCUUUGCUUGGUGUGCUCUGAGUCAUAUGUAAAUAUGAAACUUGUAACAUCUUUAACUUUCCAAGAAUGAGGGAUAUUUACAUGUUCUCUGAGAAUCUUGGCAGUCAUUUUCUAAGUUUGUUAUCCAGCACAGUGUGGAAAUGAGAGUUACAUAGGAAAUAACUGCUCUGUCUGUAUUCAAGUUGGAGCUUCUUUUGGAAAGGAAUUAGAACACUAGAUUCAAUCCAGCAUAUUCAUGCUCUGACUCACCUGAAGAGGGAGCAAGUUGGAAAAUUAAUGCUCUGAUCUUGUAGCCCUCUCACAACCUACGCUCCCCUUGUGCCUGGAUCAGCACUGGGGACUAGAUCUUAGCUGAAGGAAUAAGUCUCCAAACAAGUGAGGAAGCAGCCCAACAUUUGACACUAAAUUUGAUAGCUGCAGAAAUCAAGGCCAUGUUUGAUUACUUUCUAUGAAGCCUCAUGAGUAUUAUUGCAAAGCACAGUAAUUUCACCUCUCUCUGCAGCCACUUGAGCUGUUUGCAAGGGUUGCCUUCCGUGCCACUUCAUGACAUAAUUUCCAUAGGUCAGCAUUGGAACAUAACUGCAAGAGGCUUCAGUCAAGUCCCAAACUGACCCUACAAGUUUCAGAUCCUUUGCUGCAAGAUCACUGUAGAUGUCCAUGCAGCAGAUGGUGCCACUCCGCGUGUACAUCUCUGUUGAACAAGUCCCCGAGAAGACAAGAAUGCAUGACGUUGCCACAGAGAUAGGUUAGGAUAAACGGUUAGCUGUAUCUUCAUGGGAACACCCAAUGCUAACUUUAGAGCAGUCUGCACAGCCUUCUUUCUGACAGUACUACAUAAAGCGUAACGUACUGUGACUGGGGUGCUUUUAAAGAACUUCUUAGCAUAAAGGUUAUUCAGGCAUUCCCACCUCAAAGUUGUCGGCAAGGGUCUGCCUGCACAUCCACCUUUGGGAAUUGAAGUCUCACCAGUAUUGUAUCAAAGUGCAGCAAUUUCACUUGUCUCUUCAGAUGCUGGAAUGGAGGUGCCAAUAGGAGGGCAAGGAGCACCUAUAAGGCAGUAUGAUCGAUGUGGGUAUUCUUCUUCUGGCUCUUUUCUUCCACCAAACAUGUCAGCUUGGAGGAUUCCCAUUGGCUGGAGUUAGGGAAGAAAAAAGUAACUGUUGGCAUAAAGUCUCAUGAAAACAAUCACAGCAGAAAAGAAAUACCAUCAAAGGUCCAAAGAAACAUACCUUUAACUUAUGUGGGCCUUUCAAAGAAUGUAUAGCCAAAGGCGUAAAUCCCAUGAGAUUGCAGGCUGGGGUCUUGGUGUUUAGCACACCCAUGGCUGCAAAUGGAGCAGCACCCUUCUCAAACCCUUUUGUGUAUAAAAAAUGCUUGUCUUGCAUUUUUAUUGUGCCUUUCAUGACUUCAAGACAUCCCAAAGUGCUUUACAGCUAAUGAACUUUUAAGUGUAAUAACCUUUGUAAUACAAUAAUGAAGCUUCACUUGGGUCCACCUAGAAAAUGGAGCAGGGAUGAUUUUAGAAGUAAGACUUCUUUUUGAUAAAUACAUCCUACCUGUAAACCCAGGGAAGUAUUUUACAGCCCCUCCCUGUGGCAGGAUUUUCUGGUCCCACCAAAUUCAAUGGACUUUUGAACGCUCACCACAUUUUACAGCCCUGCCCCCGCUGCGAUGGUGUUGUAAAAUUCCACCCCCAGUCUUUUCUUUAAACCAGAAUGCAUUAAAUGUUUGAUUCCCAUAUUUUUCCAUCGCCUUAUGUGGGGUAGAAUUUCUGCUGGGAUUCCCAAAUCUCCCUGGAAUAUCUGCUGUUUAUGGGAGAUGGGAACCCUGUAGAAACUUACCCCAACAUCUAUAGCACUACCUGCUAAUAGCUUAUUAUUCGAUCCAUUGCACAACCCUCAACGAGGGUUAAAACAGAAAAAUGCUGGAAAUACUCAGCUGGUCAGGCAGCAUCUGUGGAAGGAGCGAAACAGAGUUAACCUUC